AUGGUUAUCAUAACCUGUAAAAUAUUGUUUAGCAAGAAUGAAUUUCUGUUGUUGACCACCUGCCAGGCCUGGCGGAUCAUCCUCCCUAAUGUGAUUGUUAACUUGCUGCUUGAGUUGAUGUUCGAGACUACUUUUAAUAGUAGUAAACUGAGUGUUGAAUUGCUCCAUAAGCUUAUUUUGGCCAAGCACAAUUGGACUCUUUUCCUCCUUAAUCUGCUCAGCCGCCUUGUCAAUCGCCGUCCUGGCCGCAUUCUUGAUCUGCUUUUGAGCUUCGCCGUCGAACUGGUUAACUGCUUCUUCAAGGCCACCAACUGCACUUUUAAGAUCUCUUGUGACUUCAUCUCUAAACUUCCUUUCAAUUUCUGUACUAACUUCAUUCCUCACUUCACCCAACCUCUUGUCCACGGCUUGGGCGGGGCUUUCCUUUUGGCCGGGGGGAGGAAGGGAAUUGUUUGUCGCCGCUUUAAGCUUCUCAUCAAGUUCCUCAGCAAUCGGCGUGAUAGUGUCCAGGAUGCCAGCGAUGUUUGCGCUAUCGGGGCUGAGAAACACUGA
Molecule: messenger RNA, 552 nt
Organism: Babesia ovata
Lineage: Eukaryota; Apicomplexa; Aconoidasida; Piroplasmida; Babesiidae
Product: HEAT repeat-containing isoform 1, putative
Exons: 1
Coding region: 1-552 (183 amino acids)
Source: RefSeq, a predicted model, not a curated record